AACUAUGCGGAGUUCAAUUCCCUAUUUUUGUUUACAUUCUGGAUGACCGGGUAUUAUUUCAACCAAGUUGUUGCCAUGUUUCUAGGCCUGGCGUACAUGUUUAUCCGUCACUGGUACUUUUCUGCAUAUUCAGAAGCUGCUAAAAAAAGACAAAACUGUGUAGAGUUUGAUCCCCUCAUAAUGGUUACAUUUUGGCUAGCAGUGUCAUAUUUCAACCAAGUUUUUGCCAUGUUUCUAGGUGUGGCAUACAUGUAUGCCCGUCAUCAGUACUUUUCUGGAUAUUCAGAAGCUGUUAAAAAAAGGGUCUUUGCAAACCGCUUUCUGGAUGAAUGUCUGCACUUCCACAUUGCCGAGACACUGAAGGAGCACUUCAAAGGCUUCCCCUCCCCUUCCUCUAGCACGUUGUAGCAGUUGUUUUUGCCCUAAAGACAACACAGUAUCAACUAGUUAUUUUAAAAACAAUAAAAAUCUUAUCCCCCCUGCC
Molecule: messenger RNA, 484 nt
Organism: Echinops telfairi (small Madagascar hedgehog)
Lineage: Eukaryota; Metazoa; Chordata; Mammalia; Afrosoricida; Tenrecidae
Gene: MGST2
Product: microsomal glutathione S-transferase 2
Exons: 5
Coding region: 43-408 (121 amino acids)
Biological process (GO): leukotriene biosynthetic process
Cellular component (GO): endoplasmic reticulum; nuclear envelope; membrane
Molecular function (GO): leukotriene-C4 synthase activity; glutathione transferase activity; glutathione peroxidase activity
Source: RefSeq, a predicted model, not a curated record